This is a messenger RNA of Nerophis ophidion (straightnose pipefish), 6435 nucleotides long. Its product is annotated as dipeptidyl peptidase 9-like. Gene Ontology annotation, biological process: proteolysis. The record is from RefSeq and is a predicted model, not a curated record. Bases 275 to 2953 code for a protein of 892 amino acids. NCBI's taxonomy places the organism in Eukaryota, Metazoa, Chordata, Actinopteri, Syngnathiformes, Syngnathidae. Gene Ontology annotation, molecular function: dipeptidyl-peptidase activity; serine-type peptidase activity. The transcript has 22 exons.
AAUAUCGAUGCUUGGAUCGAUCCAACCACCUCUGAACUUCCUGUUUCAUUUUGUUGACAAUUCUAAUGAUUUUUUUUUCAUAGUGGACGUUAACUUGUAACACAGGACAACGUCGAGUAAGGAAGCCGGAGCACCCGGAGGGAACCUGCUUAGUCACGGGGAGAACAUGCAAACUGCACACAGAAAGAUCCAGAGCCCAGGAUUGAACUCCGGACUACUCAGGACCUUCGUAUUGUGAGGGAGCCACAACGGGUUCAAAGCUAUCGAAUGGUUCAUGCACAUAGUUAAGAGGCUGAAAACUGAAGACAAGAAAGAAUACAACCAGGACAGCAUCAGGGAGUCACUGGCAGGCAUGCCGGUGUUGGAUGAGCUCUCGGAUAGCACAGAAGUGGUGGAGAUGGAGGAUGUGAAUUCAACUCCCUUCCAGGUGCAAAAGCACACAUGGACCGAUUUGCGAAACAUCAUCCAAGGGAGCCGCAAGUCCUUGGGCUUGCUCAUCAGCAAGGCACCGCAUUAUUUCCACUUUGUGCAGAAGGACGAGUCCAGUCCACAUUCCCAUCGCCUCUACUUCCUUGGUGUGCCAUUCCCCAGGAGGGAGAACUCAUUGCUCUACUCCGACAUUCCGAGGAAGAUACGCAAAGAGGCGCUUCUUAUUUUGGCAUGGAAGCAUCUGCUGGACAACUUUCAGACCAGUCCUCGCAAGAAGACCUUGUCCCGUGAGGAGGAGAUGCUGCGAGAGAGGAAGCGCUUGGGGGUGUCAGGCAUCACGUCCUAUGACUACCACCCAUCCAAGGGCCUCUUUUUGUUCCAGGCUAACAACAGUCUGUACUGGUGCAGUGACGACAUAAAUGAUAGCAAAGUUCCUAUGGAUCCUGUUGAGCUUCCAAGUCAGUGUUCUAGCACGCGCAUGGAUGCCAAAAUCUGCCCCGCUGACUGUGACUUUAUCAGUUUUAUCCACAACAAUGACAUUUGGGUGACCAGCAUCAAGACAGAUGAAGAAAAGCGGCUCACUUUUUGCCGUAAAGGCAUCGAUAAACCAAACGAGGAUGCCAAAACUGCUGGUGUUGCCUCAUUUGUCACUCAAGAAGAAUUUAAUCGUUUCACUGCAUACUGGUGGUCUCCAGUUGCACACGAUGAAUCAGAUAGUGGAAAAACACUGAAGAUUCUGUAUGAGGAAGUUGAUGAGUCAGAGGUUGACAUAAUCCACGUCCCCUCUCCAGCACUGGAGGACUGCAACACUGAUGUGUACCGAUAUCCACAUGCAGGCAGCAAGAAUCCUGUGAUUACACUGAAAUUACUGGAAAUCAAGACCGAUGAAUUUGGCAAAAUCGUCAGCACGCAAGAAAAAGAGUUGCCUGCACCCUUCACCACGUUGUUCCCGAGGGCAGAGUACAUCAUUAGAGCUGGGUGGACUAAAGACGGACGAUAUGCAUGGACGACCCUGAUGGACCGACGCCAGCAGCAUCUUCAGUUGGUCCUAUUGCCUCCGUCACUCUUCAUUCCUAUGGAGCAGGACGAGAACACCAGACUGGAACGUCUGCGGUGCCUUAAGGAUCUGGGAGAAACUGUCAGCCCACUCAUCAUUUACCAACAGACCAGCGACAUCUGGAUCAAUGUCCAUGAUAUCUUCCAUCCAUUCAUCCAAAGCAACGAUAAGGAGUUUACGUUCAUCACUGUAAACGAGUCCAAAUCAGGGUUUUGCCACCUGUACAAGGUUACCACGCUGUUAGACCGUGAACACUUCGACUGGACCAGCUAUACACACUCUGAAGAUAAUUUCCGGUGUCCAAUUAAAGAGGAGGUGGCACUAACCAGUGGAGAGUGGGAGGUGUUGGCCACCCUUGGCGCAAAGCGAUCAUCCAGCCCACAGAUUUGGGUGGAUGAGAGAGAAAAGCUGGUGUACUUUCAGGGAACAAAAGACUCGCCCCUGGAGCAUCACUUGUAUGUAGUGAGCUACGAGUCUCCGGGAGAAAUUGUGCGACUCACCAAACCUGGUUUCUCCCACAGCUGCUCUGUAAGCCAGACAUUUGACAUGUUUGUGAGCCACUACAGCAGCCUAACCAACACACCCUGUGUACAUGUCUACAAGCUGAAUAGCAGAGAUCACAACCCACUGAGCAAAGAACCUGAGUUCUGGGCAAGUCUGAUGGAGCCAUCUGGUUACCCACCCCAAUACACUCAUCCUGAGAUCUUUAGCUUCUUAGGGACGUCUGGUUUCCAGAUUUAUGGCCUCUUGUACAAACCACAAAACUUGCUCCCUGGGAAGAAAUAUCCAACUGUUGUCUCUGUCUAUGGUGGCCCUCAGGUCCAGUUGGUCAAUAACUCGUGUAAAGGUUUGAAGUACCAGCAGCUAAGCAUACUGGCUACUCUUGGUUACGUAGUGCUCGUCAUUGAUGGGCGGGGCUCCUGUCAGCGAGGACUCAAGUUUGAAGGAGCUGUGAAGGACAACAUUGGCCAGGUGGAGAUUGAAGACCAGGUGGAAGGUUUGCACUAUGUAGCUGACAAGUACAAGUUUUUGGACUUGAACCGCGUUGCCAUUCAUGGGUGGUCAUAUGGAGGCUUCCUCUCUCUCAUGGGCCUCAUUCACAGACCUGAUAUCUUCAAGGUUGCCAUCGCAGGUGCACCAGUGACAUUGUGGAUGGCUUAUGACACUGGAUACACCGAGCGGUACUUGGAUACUCCUGAAAACAACCAAAAGGGCUACGAGGACUGCUCUGUUGCACUGCACGUCAAUAAGUUCCCCAAUGAACCAAACAGACUAUUGAUCCUGCAUGGAUUUCUAGAUGAAAAUGUGCACUUUUUCCACACCAACUUCCUGGUGUCCCAACUUAUCCGGGCGGGGAAACCAUACAGCCUUCAGGUAUACCCCAAUGAACGACACAGCAUUAGGCGUGCAGAGUCUGGAGAACACUAUGAGAUCACGUUGCUCCACUUCCUCCAGCAGAACCUCUGAUAAGCCUUUCUCCACACAUCUUUACUUAGUCUAGACAACUUUUUCUACCCGUAUCCUGGAUCUAGGCAAAAGUUUCCACUUUGUUCAUUAUUACGUCUAACAUUUUAUUGACUUUGUGAUAGACUAUGACCAUUCACCUCUCAUGUAAUCUUUGGAACAUUCAACAUAGUUAAAUUGCCUCUUCACUCGUCUACAAUAUAUUGUAUCUGCUAUUGAUAUUUACAACUUUUAGUAUUUUUUUAUGAACAUAAUAUAAUAAUAUAUAUCAUAUUUGUUUUAAAUGAAAACAAAAACACUUGAGUGUGUCCCCAUUUAGUUUUUUAUUGUAUCUAAAUCAGGAUGUUUGAGUGCAGUUGAGUAAUGUCAGUUUCAAUCUAUUAGUAUUUUUUGUUUUUGAUUUAAUUUAAAAUCCUAAAAGGCAAACUAGUGUCAAAUGUAACAUGCAGUAUGUGUAAAAUAAUUCAACUUGUUUUAGGGAUGCAGGAUAAAUAUAGGGCCGGUAUGAGAAAUUAUUACGUUAUGUCGGUAAAUCCGAUAAGAUGAAAACAUAUCAUAUCCAUCGAUCUAUUUUCUACAAAGCUUCUCCUCAUUAAGUCAAGGGUAAGCUCGACCCCAUCCUAGCUGACUUUGGGCGAGAACCCUAAAUUUGGUCGCCAACCAAUUGCCCGGCACAUAUAAACAAACAGCCAUUUACACAAUUGACAAUUUGUAGUCUCCAAUUAACCCAGUACUUCACAAAUAAUGGGGCCGGCCACCCUGGUGGGGCACGUGUGACCUGGGAACAUGCUUAUUUAGCCGUAACACAUACGAUGAAGCAAAUGCAGCACUUGACUUCACUGUAACCAUGGUCGGAAACGAGAAAAGGCCAAUGUGUUGUUUCUUUUAAUGUUAAUAAGCCUACAAUGUUAUGCAGAGGUGUAGAUAUAUCAAUGUUAUAGACAAAUUAUACUAUAGGGACGGCGUGGCGCAGUGGGAGAAUGGCCGUGCGCAACCCGAGGGUCCUUGGUUCAAUCCCCACCUAGUACCAACCUCGUCACGUCUGUUGUGUCCUGAGCAAGACACUUCACCCUUGCUCCUGAUGGGUGCUGGUUAGCGCCUUGCAUGGCAGCUCCCUCCAUCAGUGUGUGAAUGUGUGUGUGAAUGGGUAAAUGUGGAAGUAGUGUCAAAGCGCUUUGAGUACCUUGAAGGUAGAAAAGCGCUAUACAAGUACAACCCAUUUAUCAUUUAUUUAUUUAUAUAGUCACAGAGGAGAGUGUGUAGGGGGGGGUUCGCAAAAUAUUUUCUUCUUCCUAUGGGGCACAUAACAGAAAAUAUUUGAAUUAACCCAACAUGGAUCAGAGAGAUAAUUAUCAGGCCAAUGUUAGGAAUUAUGACAUUGUAUUGAUAAAUCCGAUGCUCCAAUUAGGGCAGAUUAAUCGUACUGUGGUGCAGGUGUGAUUCGGUAAGAAAAUCAAGCGCUUCUUUUCUCCGACUUGUAAACUUCCCCUGAGUUCAUUGUAAACAAACAUGGCGUUGAUUGUCUGAGACUUCUUAACUCUUUCAGAGGAAGACUUUUCACGUGUUAUUUGCAGCAAAUGUUUUGCAAACCGUUCUUUGAGGAAGGAAAAAAAAACAUCAAGCGUCAACACAUCAAACCUUAUCAACAACCUGAAAUGGCAAUAUCACUACGAUGGUGUUUUGAAAGUCAAAGAAGACUUCUGAGACUUUGUCAGUGUUUCAGAGGGAAGAUAUUUUGUGUGCUGUCUGCACCAAAUGUGCUGCAAAAAAUCUUUCAGGAGAAAAACAAACAAACUUCAAGCUUCAACACAUCCAACCUUAUCAGCCGCCUAUAAUACCAGCAUAGUUUCGCAAAGAAAGGUGUGCACAAACUAUUUAAAUCAACAUUUUUCAAAAUCAUAGAUGUCAUUAAGUUAUUUGUCUUGAUAAGCAGGAAGUUAUCGUAUCGGCUUGAAAAAAUAUAAUCAUGCAUCCCUAACCUAUUUUAUUUGAACUAGUGUGUAAUGUUCAUAUCAUAUAUAUGACACCUUAUUAAAUUAUUACAAUUAUAUUUUUUUUGUGGAAAAAGUGCCUGAUGAACUCUCAAUAUAGUCAUUUGAUUUGUUAUUAAGGGAAUUUAUGUGAUACCAAACUCCAGAUUCUUCUUGAGAUUUGCUUCUUGUUUUAUAUAAACAAAUACCUACAAAUAUGCACAUGUAAGACAAAAACAAUAAAUGUCAACAUAUUUUAAGCGUUCUUGUUUUCAUGUCAUGUCAAAAUCCAUAGUUAAAAGGGGAGGAGUAUAUUUACAGCUGUUGUGUGCGCAGUUGUGCACUGCACUUUCUAAAAGUCGUAGAUUUUAUUGUCACAUAUGCAUGAUUGAUUGAUUGAAACUUUUAUUAGUAGAUUGCACAGUACAGUACAUAUUCCAUACAACUGACCACUAAAUGGUAACAACGCAAAAUAUAUGUCAUUGCAGCUUUCAGGUGUUGUACUCGGGCUGUCAAACAAUUACCACUAUAUUAUUAUUUAUUGCGCUUAUAUGCGUCCUGUUCGUAGUUUACUCAGAACUAAUUGCAACUAAUCCCAGAUGGAUAUAUUUUUUUCAUCAAUAAGUGUACCCUAAACAGAUCAUUUUCAAGUAGUUAAAACUAUGGAUGUCCGAUAAUAUCGGACUGCCGAUGAUGUUGUGCCAAUAAAUGCUUUAAAAUGUAAUAUUGGAAAUGAUCGGUAUCAGUCUCAAAAUUAUCGAUAUCGGUUUCAAAAAGUAAAAUGUAUGACUUUUUAAAACUCCGCUGUGUACACGGACGUAGGGAGGAGUACAGAGCGCCAAUAAACCUUAAAGGCACUUCCUUUGCGUACCGGCCAAAUCACAUAAUGUCUACGGCUUUUCACACAAACAAGUGAAUGCAACACAUAUUUGGUCAACAGCCAUACAGGUCACACUUAGGGUGGCCGUAUAAAAAACGUUAACAUUGUUAGAAAUAUACGCCACACUGUGAACCCACACCAAACAAGAAUGACAAAACAAAUUUCGGGAGAACAUCCGCACCGUAACACAACAGAAAAAAAUACCCAGAACCCCAUGCAGCACUAACUCUUCCGGGAUGCUACAAUUUACCCCCGUCCCCGUCCACCUCAACCUCCUCAUGCUCUCUCAUGACAAUGCCAUGUUGGCAUUUUUUUCCAUAACUUGAGUUAAUGUAUUUUGGAAAACCUUGUUACAUUGUUCAAUGCAUUAAAAUACAAAUAAACAUAAUAAUGUGUUAAUUCCACGGAUUAUGGAAGGUUGACUCCAAUUAAGCUGUACGAGCAUCUCAAGGAUGAUCAGUUGAGAUAGGAUGCACCUUACCUCACUUUUGAGCCUCUUGGCAUAGGCUGUGAUAACUCAUACAUGUGAUUUCUUAGUUGUCGUUUUUUAUCAAAUUAAAAAAAAAAAAAUCACAUUGUCAUUAUGCGGUAUUGUGUGUCAAAUUUUGAGGAUGAAAAUUAAUAUAUUCCUUUUU